This is a messenger RNA of Soboliphyme baturini, 2238 nucleotides long. The record is from the annotation of a GenBank genome assembly. NCBI's taxonomy places the organism in Eukaryota, Metazoa, Nematoda, Enoplea, Dioctophymatida, Soboliphymatidae.
AUGGCAAGCACGUCUUUCCGUUUGGUAAAGAAAUUCUUCGCCAACUCGCUGUUUUGGGUGCAUAAAUACGUCAGUGAUCGAACCGGAUUGACGGUAACAAUUGCAGACGUUGGUGGACCUCUAGUUUGCGGAUUUUUCUCAACAGAAGCGAAGGACGACGACGGCCUGCCACAUACGUUGGAGCAUUUAGUGUUCAUGGGAAGUAGAAAUUAUCCUUACAAGGGUAUUCUGGACAUACUGGCCAAUCGCUGUCUGGCUUCUGGAACAAAUGCAUGGACGGAACAGAAUCAUACAUGCUAUACGCUUUCCACAGCAGGAUCCCGCGGAUUUUUGAUCCUUUUACCUUUGUACUUGGAUCACAUUCUCUUUCCAAUGAUCACGUCGUCGCAGUUUAUUACUGAAGUUCAUCACGUUACUGGAAGUGGCGAAGACGGUGGCGUCGUUUAUUGCGAAAUGCAAGAACAUGAAGGAAACAUGUCGGAAAUGACCUACCGCAUGCUACAACAGAAGUUCUUCGACGAAGGUUGUGGCUACCGCUACGAAACGGGUGGCAGACUAAGCAACCUUCGGGAUUCAACGUCGUUACAACAUGUUCGGGAAUACCAUCAGAAGUUCUAUCUGCCAGAAAACAUCGACGUCAUUAUCAGCGGGACAAUUAGCCACCAAAAAAUUUUCGAGGCUUUACAGCCGGUAGAAGACGAAAUCGUUAAGAACGAUCUCCAGAACAAAAUCUUUGAGCGACCUUGGUCAGUUUCUUCUUUGCCUCCUUUAGAAGCCAGUUUUACGGGAAGGAUCUUAUGUCCGUCCGAAAACGAAACGCAUGGUAUUGUACGAAUAGCUUUUCGUGGUCCUGACUUACAGAAUUUCCAUAACUCUGUGGCGCUCGAGAUUCUCCUCAUGUACCUCAGUGACUCUCCGGUGUCACCGUUGCAGCGCGAGUUUGUGCAGGUGCCAUCGCCAUUUUGCAGUAAGGUGAAGUGCAAGUUACUUCCAGCACAACUGUUCACAUUUAAAGAAGUGUUUGUCACGAAGCUAGACCUAAUCGAACCGCACUUCCUUGAUGUGAUUCGUAAUCUUGCGACCGGUACGGAACCCUUGGACAUGCAACGAAUGAACAGCAUCGUCGUUCGUACGAUUUCCCGAUCCUUUUGUUGCGUAAACGAAUAUUUCAACUCAUUUCUUUUUUUUUUCGAAACUCGCCUGAACUAUAUGGACAUUCUAUCGAAGCUGCGGGACCGGCCACCGGUGUUUUGGUUGACGUUACUGAAAGAAUACUUGUUUGAACAACCGUACGUGAUUGGCGAGCCGUGUUUAUCACUCGUUAGGCAAAACUGUGAAGGUGAAGUUCGACGAAUUCGAAAGCGGAUGAUGAGACUUGGUGUGGAAGGACUGGAACGCUGUGGCUUAGCACUCGAAAAUGCUAUAGAAGAAAAUGAGAAAGCGGUGCCUCCAGAUGAUCUGUUAAUGCGUUGCGUUGUCAACUCUUUGGACGACAUAAAGUUUUUCACAGUCGUUUCCAGCACAAACACUUCCCCCGAGCUCGACGUCAUUGCUAAGCUGCCUCUCAACCACUUGCCGUUCUCUGUAUUUUUCGACGACUGCCAAACCAACUUCGUUUACGUAAAUACUGUAUUCUUGAACGCCAAGUCCGACCACAACGCACGCUUUGAAGACACGUAUCCCGUCAGCUGGCCGACCAUUAUACAUAUGCGCCUUUUCCGUUGCAGAGCUGCGAUUCACCUGCAGACAGAACCGACGUUCGUGAAGCCGGUUAGCGUGCUUGGUCGCAGCGGCAUUUUGGCCCUUGGUUCAUGCGAAUCAGCGUUUCUCUAUCACACGUCCGUCAUAGACAUCGACUAUCACUCGACUGACCUGCCUUCCUUAGAAGUCCUCAUUCAAUACUUGUGCCAAACCGAGGGUCCACUUUGGAAGGCAGUCCGAGGCCAUGGUUUAGCCUACGGGGCAGAGAUAUGCCUAACGGUCGAAACGAAGACCAUGCAGCUUAUCUUGCACCGAUCGUCGCAACCGGCCGAGGCUUUCGAGCGAGCACUGCUUCUUGUGUCUGAGGUGGCCAAUGGAUCGCAUAAAAUCGACGUGGAGUCGUUCGAGGCGGCUAAAAGAAGCCUCAUAUUGGAGAAAGUAAACUUAGAAGCAGUUGUAAACGAUGCAGUCUUGCAGAGCUUGCUUUCGCAUUUUCGUGACGUUCCGCCGGACUUUAACAGGUUUGUGUUUUUUUAA